GCGGCGGCGGCGGCGGCGGCCCCAGCCAUGGCGGAAGUUCAUAGACGUCAGCAUGCUCGGGUUAAAGGAGAAGCCCCCGCUAGCUCCUCCAGUGCCAGAGAUGAGGAGGAGCUGGGGAUGGCGUCGGCCGAAACGCUGACCUUGUUCCUGAAGCUGCUGGCCGCCGCUUUUUACGGCGUCAGCUCCUUUCUCAUCGUCGUGGUGAACAAGAGCGUGCUCACCAGCUACAGAUUUCCUUCCUCACUAUGUGUUGGACUUGGCCAGAUGCUGGCCACCGUGAUCGUCCUCUGGGUGGGAAAGGCGCUCAGGGUAGUAAAGUUUCCUGACUUUGACAGAAAUAUACCUCGGAAGACAUUUCCACUACCUCUACUGUAUUUUGGGAACCAGAUCACAGGACUGUUCAGCACAAAGAAACUCAAUUUGCCAAUGUUUACAGUCUUGAGAAGGUUCUCCAUUUUGUUUACAAUGAUUGCUGAAGUAGUAUUACUCAAGAAGACCUUUUCUUGGGGUGUUAAGAUGACCGUUUUUGCGAUGAUCAUUGGAGCCUUUGUAGCUGCUAGCUCCGACCUGGCCUUUGACUUGGAAGGAUAUGUUUUCAUCCUGGUGAAUGACGUCCUGACGGCUGCCAACGGCGCCUACGUGAAACAGAAACUCGAUUCCAAGGAGCUGGGCAAGUACGGCCUCCUGUACUACAACGCACUGUUCAUGAUCCUUCCCACCGUGGUCAUCGCCUACUUCACAGGGGACGCGCAGAAGGCAAUAGAGUAUGACGGCUGGACUGACAGUCUGUUCCUUCUGCAGUUUACACUGUCCUGUGUGAUGGGGUUUAUUUUGAUGUACGCCACGGUGCUCUGCACGCAGUACAACUCCGCUCUGACCACCACCAUAGUGGGCUGUAUUAAGAAUAUUUUAAUAACUUAUAUUGGAAUGGUCUUUGGUGGAGACUAUAUUUUCACGUGGACAAAUUUCAUUGGACUAAAUAUCAGUAUUGCCGGGAGCCUGGUGUAUUCCUACAUCACUUUCACGGAAGAGCAGCUGAGUAAGCAGUCGGAGACGAGCAGCAAGCUGGAUGUCAAAGGGAAAGGCGCCGUGUGAGCGCGGCUCCGCGCCUGAGCGGUCCACCCUGCACGCGGGCAGUGCCACGGAGACCCGCUUUACGGCCGGCGGCCCCUGGUUCCAGCGAGCGCUCGGACCCGGCCCUUGCACCAUCUGAAGAUUGCUGCCUUUUUACAUUUUUACGACGAAUCUUAGAGUUGAUUCUAUUUUAAUUCUGCAGUUUGCAUUAAUUUAUACCAGACUGAGAGACGGCGUAUCUGGCUUUUAAUUUAUUGUUUUUCCCGCUCUGACCGCGGGCCUCUCUGUCCACAGCAAGUGGCGUCCGGCCUCCGCCUUCUCUUCCCGAGGACAGGGGCGCCGCGAUCAGACCUGGCACACACCGAGAGCCUCUGGGAGUCCCUCGUGCUCCCUGCAGCCGGGCUGGGCGCCCCUUCCUGCCAGCUCCCUCUUAGAACUCUUCCCCUCUCCCUUGUUCCCCCCUCCCCCAGGCUGGUCACUACAAUCUGGGCGACCUCUUCCUACACCAGAGAGAAGCCAUCACGUGUGGAGUCGGAGCCUUGGAAGCGUCUGGGACGAUUGGGCUUUGGGCUUUUAGCCCUUCCCUUGGGCGGCUCUAGGGAAACGAGGCCCGAAUGGCCGAGCCACCCCAGAAAGCCCUGGGAGGAGCUGCCCCGUUUCUGCUCUGGCCACUGUGAGUGACUUGGAGGAGGAAGAUGCCCCUCCUCCAAGAGCAAUCCCCCUCCCCCAUCUGGGAGUGGGCAGCCCCUUUCCUCUCUGCUUUCCGGGCUCAGCCACCAUUCCCUCUUUGCGUCUUUUCCUUGGGCGUCUCCACCUGCAUGGCAGUAAUCCGUGUGCAGUUUCUGGUGAAGGUCUGAGGGGCUGGGCAGGUCUGGGCUGUUCCCUGGGAGUGCCCACCUGUAAGUGCCCAGGGGUCCCCACCGCGGGCUUGGGUACAGCCGCCUCUGAGGAAGUGCAGCAGGGCCGAGGGAAAGGCCCCCCGGUACCGCCGGGGCGUCCGGGCACUCUUGGCCCUCCAAGCUAAGAACGCUUUUUCCGUUUAGGAGUAUUCAUUCGAACACCCAAUAAGAGCCACUUUAAUGUAAAAGCCAUUCUUAGCUCGCAGAGCGUGCAAGAACAAGCCCGCGGUGGGUGACCUAGUUCCAAGCCUCGCUCUGAUGCUUCUGUUACUUGAUAAUUUGGGGCAAGUUACUCAUUUGGGGCCUUACUAUGUUUCUCUCUGACAUGAGGUGGGCGAGGUGCUCGGUCAGGUUUUCCGUCAAGGACGCGAUGAGGGGGAUCUGGUGAAAGCUUUUCCCUUGGGAUCGGCCCGCUGACUCGCUCCUCGGUCUUACACCAGAACUUGGCCCCUUCUCUGCCCAACCCCGAGUCAGGUUUGGAAGCUCUCUGGACCGACCUGGUGGGCUUCCCCAUGCUGCCACAUCCCCGCUUCGAGCUCUGGGAGGCCACCUCCUGACCCACCAGGGACAGUGCCAAUCUUUACGCCCAAUAGAAUGGGCAGGACAGACGGCUCCCUGUCAGACAGGGGCUCCGGUUGGCUGUGCCCUACUGGCUAAUGGAUCUUCUCCUUCUGCAUUGAGGUGGUCUCCUUUAGCUUUAACAAUAGGACUGCUGGGUAGUGGGUCAAUUUCAUAAGCUUCUAGAUUUUAGGAGAAGUUUGGGGAUUGUUGGAUUUGUUAUUAGGGAGCCUGGGAUUUCCAUUUAUGGAGCUCAUCUAUCAGCUCUUGGGCAAAUCGUUUCUGGGCCUGUCACUCAGCUCUAAAAUGGCAGGGUCCGGACCUCAGAGAAUCCUUCUUAAAUCUGGAGAUUCUGUGAGUUCGAAGCAUUUCCAGAGAAGGGAAAGCACGGUGGUCAUGGGGUUGGAGGGCCGACUAAAGGGCAGUUAAAAAAAUGGAAAACUGUCAACCUGCUGAAGAGAAAACUUGGGGAGAGCCUGGGAAGCAUCUGCCGGUAUUUGAGGGUGGAAGGUACAGGAACGUAGCUUUGACUUAAGGUCAGUAACCUCUUGAUAAUUAGGCCUGGCCCGGGAGGAGUCUGGGAGAAGGCUGGAUUCCUCGCUUUCAGAGAUGACGCACGAGGACUCCUGCCUGAGGCUGGGAGAGUCUCCAAUUCGGAGGUUCUGCAAUUACUCUUAGGGUCUGAGGUGGUUUAUACUAAGGGGUCUUGGCCUCCCUUUUUAUGUAAGAAUGGAAAUCCUCCAGCAGCAGGAGGGUGGGCGAGCAUGUGCACUAGGAGCCGAGGCUCUCGGCGGCCGGGGCGAUAGUCAUUGUGGCUGCUGGCUUUUCGAGGGCAUUUGAAGGGCUGCCCGGCACUUUACAUUCAUGUCAUUUAAGCCUCACGACGCCCCGUGGGGCAGGUGCUGUUCCAAGUCCUCAUCUCACAGAUGUGGGGACUCCGGGCUCCCCGUCUGGAAUAGGGGAGACCCUGCCCUGCUGGCAUCACGCCGGACUCCGGCGCCAGCUCUCCCUGGCUGCUGGACCCUCCCACUUAACACCAGUCAACAAGUGUCUGUCGGCACCGGGCUCUCGUUGGAGCGCUGUUAUGUAGGAAGGUGAGUGCCCGCAUUUCAGUUCUGACUUACUCAGAAGUCUUUCUCCCGCUGCUCCCUCCCGCGGCCCACGAGUAGCAAACGGGUCAUUUUACGAUAACUUAGGGAAUGGCCAGAACUGAAAUCCCAUGUGCCUUUUAGGAUGUCCAGACUUUGGCCCAACAAUACACCACGUUGUGACCUGUUGACUUAACUCCUUCAGCAGGUAGAAGCCUUAUCGAAUUUUACAACUGGGAAACUGAGGCACAGAGCUGGCCAGGGAGCUAUACAAAACUAAGGCGAGCCGUGGGCAGAGAUCUGAACUUCUAUCACUGUAACCAAUGGACAGGGCCAGCCCAAUUUUGCUUCAGCUCGAGUCAAUCCUCUUGGGGCGGGAUAGCUGCCAGCAGAGGCUGGAGACCAUUUGUAGAUGCCUUUCUGUGCUAAUCGCCUAAUUCAGGGUGACCUGCUCGGAAUCAGUCACGGGGCUGGAAAAGACCUCGGCAGCCAUUUAGUCCAGCUGCCCGCCAUCUGGGCUCCCCCUUCUGGCCCCAUCUUAGGCGGCCAUUUGCCAGGAAAGCCCCAAGUGAACUUGAGCAACAAACUCCACUUCCAUCCUACUUAUUCCUUCCCUCAUGCUGGUUUUUCAGGCCCCUGAGGCCUCCACACCUUCUCUUCGGGCUGCUCUCUGGGUCCUUUGCAAAACUGUGUCCUUGUCCUUAUGUGGCCACAUCCGUCUUUGGAAAACUGGGUGCCCCCCCCUCCCCUUCCUGCACUUGUCUGUGUCCUGAGAACUUCGGGAAAACCUGCUUUCCUUCCUUAUGUAGGGUUUAGCUCAUGAUUUGCUGUCCUUUCUCUGAGACCUUGGAGUAAUCAGCUAAAUGUAGGGAGGGUGACACGAGUCUGUGGCCCCUCUCUAGACCCUUUCCGUCGAGUAAAGCGCGGGCUGUUGGGGUCAGUAAAACGGGCCGGGGCCUUUCUCUCUGAACUUCAGCUGUGCUUGGUGGUUGGCAGGGUUUCUCCAUUUAAAUUGAUGCCCAGAGCUGGCUUUGGGUGAGCACAAAAUGGCCUCUGGGGCUUGGAGGGAGGAUGUUAGUCACCAAGAUGGGGUCGCUGAGCCCACUCUGGCCAUGCUCUGCUGGGGCUGCCUAAAAGCUGCCACCCUGGCACCUGAAAGGGAAGCUAUCAAACACUCUGAGAGUUGGGGGAGCCUUGGUGAAGUUGGGGUCCUGCAGAAUUCAUCAUCAUGGCUCAUAUUUUAAGGUUUGCAAAGAGCAUCACCUAUGUCCCCUUUGGUCCUUACAAAAACUCUGUGAGGUAGACGUCCCCACUUUACAGAUGAGGAAACUAAGUUUCAAAGGGGAAGUGAUUGUUCCGGGGUCACACUGUGGGUACAAGGCAGAAUUUGGGGCUCUGCCGGGAAGCUCGCUGGCCCCACUCAGUACAAGCUGAGCUCUGAAUCUGCGGGGCUCAUUUCUCUCUAGAUGUUUGCCCUCCGGAAGACUCCAGGCUCUCAAUGAGCCUGGCUCUGCCAGCCUAGAACCGUCCCGUCCGCGCAGGUGCACAGAGCAGCACAAACCGGUGGAUGCUGGGCAAGCACUGGGCAGAAGUCAGCCGAUGAGCUUGGGCUUUAGAGGGGGCGGACAUUCGGGUCGGGUUUCUUGUUGGCUACUGGCCUCUGGGGUCGGAAAUUUGCGUCACUUUACAUUUUUAAGGAUUUCUGCAAUGUCGUCUUUGUCCUUAAAGAAAUUGCUAGUUAGAUUGUUCAUCCCUGAAAAAUGUUUUUUAAGAUGAUUUUGUUCUUAAAUAGAUGCUUCUUCAGUGCCAGAAACCAGAUGAUAUUAUUGUCUACACUGGGCAGGUGAAUAAAAUGGAUGCCAUCAUAUGUUUUCUAUGCUGUUGAUCUCCUGGAAAUAUUUUUUUCAAUAUAGAUUCUAUUUACAAAAAUGACCAUUUUGUGUU
Molecule: messenger RNA, 5563 nt
Organism: Sarcophilus harrisii (Tasmanian devil)
Lineage: Eukaryota; Metazoa; Chordata; Mammalia; Dasyuromorphia; Dasyuridae
Gene: SLC35D1
Product: solute carrier family 35 member D1
Exons: 12
Coding region: 28-1095 (355 amino acids)
Cellular component (GO): Golgi apparatus
Molecular function (GO): antiporter activity; GDP-fucose transmembrane transporter activity
Source: RefSeq, a predicted model, not a curated record